AUGCAGGCCUAUCAGCAGCUAGGCAGCUGUGCGCCCUCUUCCCGGGAGGAUGUGUAUGUCUUCGCCAUUGCGCCAGUCACAAAUCGUGGGCUUGCGGCGAUUACCUCUGCGGAUGAAUUACUCCUUCUCGACAGGGGCAGUCUAGCUCAGUCCAACGUUGGCAGAUUGCAAGGUGCGCCCGUCGGCCUCACGUCGUUGGUCGUGGCCGACCAGGGGACCGCUGUAAUAUGUGCAGGCGGCGAUGGGGCUGUAGCCGUCUUCGAUCUGAGAAGCGGAUCUAGAGCUGCGCAGUUCAAGUCGGGUAUGUGUGACUGUCACGUCUAUUAG
Messenger RNA from Cladophialophora yegresii CBS 114405, 327 nucleotides. RefSeq lists its product as uncharacterized. Bases 1 to 327 code for a protein of 108 amino acids. The transcript has a single exon. The record is from RefSeq and is a predicted model, not a curated record. Lineage: Eukaryota; Fungi; Ascomycota; Eurotiomycetes; Chaetothyriales; Herpotrichiellaceae. Gene Ontology annotation, molecular function: protein binding.